CUCCGACGUCCGGACUCCGGGCUCGCCGCCUGCCGGGCCGGUUCCGCGCCCCGAACUCCCGCGCCCCGCGCCCCGGCGGGCGGAGCGCACCAUGCCGCAGCUGGACUCCGGCGGGGGCGGCGCGGGCGGGGGCGACGACCUGGGCGCGCCUGACGAACUGCUGGCCUUCCAGGACGAGGGCGAGGAGCAGGACGACAAGAGUCGCGACAGCGCCGCGGGCCCCGAGCGCGACCUGGCCGAGCUCAAGUCGUCGCUGGUCAAUGAGUCCGAGGGCGCGGCGGGCGGCGCAGGGGUCCCGGGGGCCGGCACCGGGGCCCGCGGCGAGGCGGAGGUCGGGGGUGAGGCGCUCGGACGGGAGCACGCUUCGCAGAGACUUUUCCCCGACAAACUUCCAGAGUCUCUGGAGGACGGCCUGAAGGCCCCAGAGUGCGCCAGCGGCAUGUACAAAGACACCGUCUACUCCGCCUUCAAUCUGCUCAUGCACUACCCUCCCCCCUCGGGAGCAGGGCAGCACCCCCAGCCGCAGCCCCCGCUGCACAACAAAGCCAGUCAGCCAGCCCACAGCGUCCCGCAACUCUCUCCUCUCUAUGAACAUUUCAGCAGCCCACACCCUACACCUGCACCAGGCGACAUCAGCCAGAAACAAGGAGUUCACAGGCCUCUGCAGACCUCCGACCUCUCUGGCUUCUACUCUUUGACCUCAGGCAGCAUGGGACAACUCCCCCACACUGUGAGCUGGCCCAGCCCUCCUCUCUACCCCUUGUCCCCUUCCUGCGGAUAUAGACAGCACUUCCCUGCCCCCACUGCAGCCCCUGGCGCCCCCUACCCCAGGUUCACCCACCCAUCCCUGAUGCUGGGCUCUGGUGUACCUGGUCACCCUGCAGCCAUCCCCCACCCGGCCAUCGUACCUCCCUCAGGGAAGCAGGAACUGCAGCCGUAUGACCGCAGCCUGAAGACACAGGCAGAAUCCAAGGUGGAGAAGGAAGCCAAGAAGCCAACCAUCAAGAAGCCCCUCAACGCCUUCAUGCUGUACAUGAAGGAGAUGAGAGCCAAGGUCAUUGCAGAGUGCACACUCAAGGAGAGUGCUGCCAUCAACCAGAUCUUGGGUCGAAGGUGGCAUGCACUGUCUCGGGAAGAGCAAGCCAAGUAUUAUGAGCUGGCCCGAAAGGAGAGGCAGCUGCACAUGCAGCUGUACCCAGGCUGGUCAGCGCGGGACAAUUAUGGGAAGAAGAAAAGGCGGUCUCGGGAAAAGCACCAGGAAUCCAACACAGGAGGAAAAAGAAAUGCAUUCGGUACUUACCCGGAGAAGGCCGCUGCCCCAGCCCCGUUCCUUCCGAUGACAGUGCUGUAGGCUGCCCCGGGUCCCCAGCCCCCCAGGACUCGCCCUCAUACCUCCUGCUGCCCCACCUCCCCACAGAACUGCUUGCUAGUCCUGCGGAGCCAGCGCCUACAUCACCAGGGCUCUCGGCCGCUCUCAGCCUCCCAGCCCCCUGGACCCCCCCAGCCCCUCCCCAGCGCCUUGCAGAGUACACAGGUACAACAAGAGGAAUCUCAGAGACAGGCAGCCUAGGAUGCACAGGACACCUGGCUGCCUCCAGGGGCCCAUCCUCUGAGAGGAAGCGACAGAGCCCCAAAGCACAUGGAAACUGGCCAAGGGCCCUGUUACCUCCCUCUCCAGGACCAGGCCCAGGAGACUUCCGAGGCUGCACAACUUCUGCCUGAACCUGGGGCCAUCAAUCCAACUGCUCCGAGUGGCAGGAGUCAGAUCUGUGUUGUGUCAUCUGAUUAAGGGCAUCCCUUGUGCCUAUAGCAGCCUGCAUCUAUCCCUUUUACCACUGUCUUGCUGGCCAGAUGCCCCUGCUGCCUCAUCUGCUUUUUUGCUAUAGCUGUCCUAGAUGCUUGGGACUGAGCCCAGCUGCUUUCCCUACCCUCCACCUCCCCAGCCCCACCACUGCCACACCCUCCCCAUACCAGACACUUACUUCAUGGACUAAUGAGCUGGUUUAUGAAACAACGCCUGAGCAUGGUCACAACCACGUGCUCAAGAGGACAAUACUUAUGUCAAAAGGGCCAGGAGAAGCCCUUUUGACAGAAAAGGAGUAAUCAUUCCUAAGCUGGACCAGAAGGAAGCCUCCUGCCAUGUUCUCAAGAGCUUGCAAGACAAGGAGGGAAUGGAACAGUUAAAUAUAGGCCUAUCACCGCAGGCAGCAGGAAUAACCUGACACUACCUUAUCAGGCAAGUAUGGGCAGUGAGACGUACCUGGCUCUAGUUCAAAUUACUUGGAAAUGUUUCCAAGAGAAACUCAGCCUCACCAUAAGCUCUGAUUACCAAGGUCCCAAGCCUUGGGUUGGGUGAACUCAACAGCUGAAAGAAAUUACGGCCCAAAACCUAGCGUGCAUCCCUCCCUACUCCUAGAAGCCCUCAGUCACAGCUCCAUUUCCUACUUAUCCGUGUCAGUCUAGGCAGCUCUUGGGCAGUUGAGAGAGAAGGCAAACCUCGUGACAGUCAGUGCCUACCUUCCAGCACAAAACAGGUCAGCUUCAGUUUCCUAAUAGUCCUGCAGGAAGGACCAUCACCAUCAAAGCAAGAAGUCCAGAGAACCUCUAGUGGUAGUCAGUGGGUUUUCACCACAGCCUACUUUAACCCAUUUCUGAGCCAAGCUUCAACCCUGAGCCUUAAAAAAAAAACUUUUAAUUUAACUUUUUUUUUUU
This is a messenger RNA of Enhydra lutris kenyoni (northern sea otter), 2712 nucleotides long. Its product is annotated as transcription factor 7. The record is from RefSeq and is a predicted model, not a curated record. Gene Ontology annotation, cellular component: beta-catenin-TCF complex. The coding region runs from base 92 to 1351 and encodes 419 amino acids. The transcript is spliced from 11 exons. Gene Ontology annotation, molecular function: RNA polymerase II cis-regulatory region sequence-specific DNA binding; DNA-binding transcription factor activity, RNA polymerase II-specific. Lineage: Eukaryota; Metazoa; Chordata; Mammalia; Carnivora; Mustelidae. Gene Ontology annotation, biological process: regulation of transcription by RNA polymerase II; canonical Wnt signaling pathway.